AUGGAUCCAGACUAUCUGAAGUUUACGGGGGUAGAAGACCUACUGCCCAGCAACGAUCUGUAUCUGAAAGCAGUCGGAGAGCUGCUGUAUCUGAGCACGACGACACGGCCUGAUAUCGCCUGCGCAACUGGCAUACUUUGUCGUCGAGUGAGCAGUCCACGUCAGCGAGAUUGGGGGGCGGUGAAGAAGCUGUUCAGGUACCUGAUGCAUACUCGGCACUUUAAGCUGACCCUUACAGGUCGACAAAGCUUGGAUUUGACAGGAUAUGUCGACGCAGACUGGGCCGGCAACGUCACUGACCGCAAGUCAACAAGUGGCUACAUCAUCCUGCUUGGAGACAGCCCGGUCACUUGGUCCAGCAGAAAACAGUCAUCUGUUGCUCUGUCGAGCACCGAAGCAGAGUACAUUUCCGCGGCUUAUGCUUCACAGGAAGUUUUGUGGCUGCGUCCAUUGUUGGAAGAUUUCGGACUAGUCAUUGAUCAACCGACACCUAUGUUCGAGGAUAAUCAGGGCUGCAUUAAGCUUGCCCUUAGUGAAGGGAUCAACGCCAGGACAAAGCACAUCGAUGUCCGUCACCAUCACUUACGUGAUCUAGUAGCACACAACAUCAUCAACUUUCAGUACUGCGAGUCCGCUGACAACAUCGCGGACGCGUUGACGAAACCUUUACCACGACCGAGACUGGAGGCGUUAAGGCAACGGAUGGGGCUCAUCGAGGGAUAA
Ornithodoros turicata is the source of this 723-nucleotide messenger RNA. RefSeq lists its product as uncharacterized. The record is from RefSeq and is a predicted model, not a curated record. Lineage: Eukaryota; Metazoa; Arthropoda; Arachnida; Ixodida; Argasidae. The transcript has a single exon. Bases 1 to 723 code for a protein of 240 amino acids.